CAGAAUUUAUAGAUUUAAAUUUUUAUGAUAAUAAUGAAGUUAAAAAUAAUCUACUUUUAAAUAAUCAACAACAAUUAGAAACUGAAAAAUAUUCUAAUUCUAAUUUAAAUUUAGAACCACUUUUUGAUGAAGAAUUUUAA
Molecule: messenger RNA, 140 nt
Organism: Dentiscutata heterogama
Lineage: Eukaryota; Fungi; Glomeromycota; Glomeromycetes; Diversisporales; Gigasporaceae
Source: the annotation of a GenBank genome assembly